AUGGAAACGUCACAAGAGGAAAGCUUUUUUAACCCCACGAACCAAAACUCAACCUCUAAACCAGAAGAUCCAAUCGUACGGCUUUCUUCUGCUUCUUCCUCUUCUUGUUCUUCCAUUGAAGCCGAGCCAAACCCUGAUCAGAGUUUCCUCAACAGCAACAACGUAGAGCAAUCAUCUCCUCCGACACAAAUCAUGGAGAGAACCACAAACAACGAAACAGCCACAACCACAACAACAACCUCAACCCCAAGUAAUUACAGAAUCCCUUCACACGUCUUCGCAAGAACAACAUCUACAGCUCCAGCUGAAUGGAGCACUCUCUCUAACGAGUCUCUCUUCAGCAUCCACAUGGGUAACAGUAGCUUCAACAGAAAUGAUUACUUCAAAUCUGGCGAGCUCACGUUUCCUCAGCCUCCUUCACCAAGGACUCCUACUUUGACUUCUCCGCACCUAAACACAAACCAAGGAGGAGGAGGAAGCGUAGUGGUGGAGGCAGAGGCCAAAACUCCGGUGGAUUUAGGUAAGAAAGCAGCUGAAACAGACAAAGCGUACCGUGCAAGUAAAGAAGAAGAACAAAAGGCUGCUGCAAGUAUUAGAGAGGUUAUCAUGGCUAACGAAGCUGCUAAUAACAACAACAACAACAAAGCCAAUAAAUUAGAUCGUACGGUUUCUCGUCGCUCGGAAGAUCUAAGCCUCAAUUCUUUCGCUUUUCCAAUAUUGGGGAAUGCAGACAAGGGAGGAUUACAAGGCUCAGCGCAACAAAAGAAACAGAGGAAGCUGUCGCAGCCAGAGACACCGAAGAUUUCGAAUGAGGCUGAAGGAGGAGACGAAGGGUUGAAGAAAGAGGAAGCUCCUAAACCUGUUACUAAUCCUAAAGCAGAAGCAAUUACUCGCAACCCUAGAUGGUUUUCUUGCUUCCCUUGCUGCACAAUUUGUAGUUGA
Molecule: messenger RNA, 942 nt
Organism: Microthlaspi erraticum
Lineage: Eukaryota; Viridiplantae; Streptophyta; Magnoliopsida; Brassicales; Brassicaceae
Source: the annotation of a GenBank genome assembly